AUGGACUCCGUGAACCUUAUCCCAGAUGCGCUCUUCGUGUACGCCGUGGCCUCUGCCAUACGCGAUGUGCUCAUCAGCCUCCACCCCGACUUAGCCAGAGAAAUGGGUGCUACAUGGUCCGUUCUUCGCAGUGCUGUCUUGGGCUUGUACGGCGUCUACCGGUAUGGACCCGACAAGCGGACUGACCGAGCCGUCUUUGACCCUCGCUUGUGGGACAGCAUGCAGGACGUGGAGGAGUUGCUUGAGCGCGCAAACCUGGCGGCCGUGCUGCAGCCCAAUCGUCCCAUGACAUUUCGGGAACGCUGUCAGGUGGCAUGGGGGCACAACUUGCAUGCCAGCAGCCGUGCGCUGCUAGAGAUGCUGCACAUAGCUUUGCCUCUUCUUGAAAGCUUUGAGAAACGCAUUACUGCUGACUCGCAGUUGUUUUUGUUCUGCGCAGAGCUGCGCUCUGUGCUUGAAGAUAGUUGGCUUUUGCUUCUGGGCAUGGAGCACGUGCCGACGGAGAAAUCCUCGUCUGCAUCCGCUGCGGCUUAA
Messenger RNA from Symbiodinium sp. CCMP2592, 534 nucleotides. NCBI's taxonomy places the organism in Eukaryota, Dinophyceae, Suessiales, Symbiodiniaceae. The record is from the annotation of a GenBank genome assembly.